This is a messenger RNA of Closterium sp. NIES-65, 1023 nucleotides long. The record is from the annotation of a GenBank genome assembly. Lineage: Eukaryota; Viridiplantae; Streptophyta; Zygnematophyceae; Desmidiales; Closteriaceae.
AUGACGGGCGGCGAUCCGUGGCGGCUUGAUGGACGACGAGAAGAGGGAGGCGGCGGACGACGUCGCCGAGAUACGGGAGCGCCAAGCUUGCCGGGAGAAGGGGAGCGCCGUCGCGGUGGAGGAGACCGCGGGAGCACCCUGGAGGACCACACGGUGUUUAGACGGGGGUAUUGCAGCGAAGGAGAUAAGGAGAUCUCCUGCGCCGACGAGUCAGUGAAGGCGAGGCGCGAGGAAGACGGAACCAAAGUCGACGAGUACGGCGAGGAGCCAAAGCACCAACGUAUGGAGGCGGGGACGCGACGCGAUCUCCCGGCAGCACCAGGCGCAUCGGAUCAGGCGCCGGCGCGCGACGAGGCGGAGCAAGGUGGGGCGAAUGAAGGAGAUCGUUCGUCAGAUCAGCGAACAGAGCUUGGCGACGACAGCCACGGAAAGGAUUCGGCGCCUGAGCCACAAGAAAAGCAGGGCGACAUGACCGCGGAGGAGGGCGGAACGGAGGGUCGCGCUCGCGUGAUCCGCGUCGGCAGCGCGGAGGAGGGUGGAACGGAGGGUCGCGCUCGCCUGAUCCGCGUCGGCAGCGCGGAGGAGGGCGGAACGGAGGGUCGCGCUCGCCUGAUCCGCGUCGGCAGCGCGGAGGAGGGCGGAACGGAGGGUCGCGCUCGCCUGAUCCGCGUCAGCAGCGCGGAGGAGUGCGGAACGAAGGGUCGUGCUCGCCUGAUCCGCGUCGGCAGCGCGGAGGAGGGUGGAACGGAGGGCCGCGCUCGCCUGCUCCGCGUCGGCACCAUGAUGGGAGGCAGGGAGGCGGGGCGCGCUCGCCUGAUAAGCAUUGGCAACGAGAUAGAAGACGGACUGGCGAGUGUGGCUCGCCUGAUCCGCAGCGGCACAACGAGGGAAGGGCAAGGGGCGAGGCACGUUCGCCAGAUCUGCAGCAUAAGUAGGGAGGGAGAUGGGAGGAGGAGUGGCAUCUGCAAGAAAGUCGCCGCGGGCAUGGAGGAAGAAGGGACUGUUGAACAAGGAAUGAAAUGA